CCGUUAUAGGCUGAUCACUACCAAAUAGAAUGUAAGCCUCCGCAGGUCUAGUCACAAGUAGUCCAAAUAUAAAUAGUACUAAUCUUUUUUCCUUUCCUAGUGCAUUUUCUCGGCAGCAAUGUGCUUACUUUUACCCUACCGCGUUUCAGUAUGUAUCACUUUGCAUUGUAAUGAAAUCGGCAUGUUCCUAUCGCAUGCUAGAUAAAAAUGGCGGCGUAAGAAUUUAAUGUCACGAAAAGAGAAAUUGAAAGAAGCGAAAAGUAGUAAAUUCAGCGGGUUGUAUUUAACGAACUGUAGUUUUCUUAUAUAAAAGUUAACACCCCCUUUUCUUUUGGUUUUUCUAAAGUAGCGAUCUAGCUCUUUAUGGGAAUAUAAGUCUCUGAAAAUCUGAUAUGCUAGAAAAUGUCGAAACACCGUUAUGAAGUGAGUGGAUUUUAUAUGAAAUAAAGAACAGCUGGAUUUAGUGGUGUUCAGCCUUAAUAAACGCUUACUCAUCACGCAUUGUCCAGGUUGAAGAAACGCUUAUUGAAUUAAUGAUGCAUCGUCCAGAUUGAGGAACGCUUAUUGAAUAACUGAAACUGUAUGAGCGUACUCGAUUGGGUGGUCAGAAUCGUGAGGGUACCGAAUUCAAACUGUUCCAUAAGUUCUUACUAAACGGGUGAUUUAGAUUAGUUAAAACAAAAUCAUUUAUAAAAAACUUUCACAAAUGCAAACCAAUGCCGCUCACAUUACCUGUUGGAAUUAAGACGGUCGGAAGACGGUCCAAUUCAUUUGAUUUAUGUUCUUAUUCUAGGAAUCCCCAAUCAAGUAUGCCCUUAGAUACAAAACAAUAUGGCGAACUUUUUUAAUCUAAAAUUCUUCGACGGUGCGAAACCGGGCAUGAAACGAAAAACAGUCAGUGAUUUGUCAAGGGAAAACAACAAAAAACAAUAUGAAUCAAAGCGCGAGCGUGAUUUUCAGUCAUCGUGGCAGAAAACUAGGCCAUGGCUUAUUCACGAAGAUGGUAAAAUGUUUUGUAAAUGGUGCAAAGAUACGAAUCCUGACAGUGAUUCAACCUUUAUAAAAGGAUGUGAAAACAUUAGAAUUGAUUCUCUUAAAACCCAUGAAAAGAGUAAACAACACUUACGCAGUGUUGAUAGACAUGUUAAUGUUAAUGAGCAGCCAACUUCACAGGCAACUUCAUGUUUGACUAAACUGAAUAAAUCUCAAAUUGGCCAGCUGUCUAUCAAAAUGAGAACUGCUCAUUUUAUUGCCAAGCAUCACAAGUCAUUCUUAGAUUAUAAACACAUUUGUGAACUGGACAAAAUGAAAGGGUUAGAUGUUGGAACAUCUUACACGACAGAUAAAGGGGGUGCAACAUUAUUGCAGUCUAUCUCGAGUGUCACCAGGGCAGAUGUUUGCCAGAGUAUUACUUCAGCUAAAUUCUUCUCUUUCACCUGCGAUGGUUCCAGUGACUUUACAGGGGAUGACUACGAGUCUAUUUACACUCGUACAUGUACAAAUGGGGUAAUUCAGGACCAGUUCUUAUCCAUUGGGAUUGCCAAGUCUGCUUCAUCUAGUGACAUACAUGACCACAUUUGUGAAAACUUUGCAAAGCUUGGCUUAGAAAAUGAGUUCAAGGCCAAACUUGUCGGAUUGUGUUCAGAUGGAGCGUCAAAUAUGCAGGGUCAUAAAUCUGGUCUAGUGGCUUUACUUCGAAAAACCCACCCCCACAUAGUGACUGUCCACUGUCUGGCUCAUAGGCUUGAACUUGCCUUUAAGGACACUAUUAAGAAAGUCCCACUGUAUGAAAAAAUGAUGACUCUUCUCCUUGGGCUCUACUACUUGUAUAGGAAGAGUCCAAAGUUGAAAAUGGGUCUAAAGAGAUCAUUUGAGGCUCAUCAGACCAAAAUGUUGUUGCCAACACGUGUUGGUGGUACCAGAUGGCUACCACACCUCGACUUAGCCAUCAGGAACUUCAUCCGAGGCUACAAAGCUGUUAGAAGUCACCUGGAGUCAUCGUCACACACAAGCCCAAAAGCUGAAGGACUGGCUAAAAUCGCUGGUGACUCCAAUUUGCUGGGUUUUGUCCUAUCUCUGCAGGCAGUCAUUCAGCCACUGGUGCGACUUAGCCUUAACCUACAGAAGGAUGACCAGACACUUGCUGACGACCACUGUCAUGUUGAGGCAACACGGGCUGUACUUUCACAUCUAACAGAGAAAGUAUGGCAAUACAGAGGUCAAAGCUGCAACAGCUCACUUCCAGUCAGUUCUUGAGGCAGCUGGUGUUGAGGUAGACCUGAUCCUUGGUGAAUGGCAGCUACUUAAACAACUUGUUUUUCAGAAGUAUGGAGGGAAGCUUCAAAAGGUUGCUUGGGAAACCAUCCACAACAUGCGAGAUGAAGGCCUGGAAAAUUGCCUAACCCUCAUUGACCUUCUACGGACACUUCCACCCACCUCAGUGAAAAACGAAAGUUCGUUUUCUA
Mercenaria mercenaria is the source of this 2465-nucleotide messenger RNA. RefSeq names its product zinc finger protein 862-like. The coding region runs from base 832 to 2256 and encodes 474 amino acids. Lineage: Eukaryota; Metazoa; Mollusca; Bivalvia; Venerida; Veneridae. The transcript is spliced from 5 exons. The record is from RefSeq and is a predicted model, not a curated record.